AUGGCACCGAUUCAAGGGCUGCUUCGCCCGUUGCAAAAGGAUGAGACAUUCCCGGUGCAAAGCAGAACCCCGAACGCAUACAACCCACUUUACUCCUACCGGCUGUUACGAGGGGAGAACAAACACUAUGUGCAGCAAUAUGGCGACAUGUACUUCCUCCGACUCGCAAAACUCAAGCCAGUUGUUGAAGCUAUAGCGUCUGAAGAUUGGGAAGACUUCGAGAUUGCGGGAGAAAAAGCCCAAAGAGUAGAAAGAGUCUUGGAUGUCCGACAGGGUCAACUAUGCUGGGUCGUGGGGACAAUUUACAUGGACAUGCCCUUGAAGCCAAACAUCCUCGAGGAUAUCUCGAAAGAACACUGGGUAGCAGGACCUCCGCCGCGUCACCCCUACUACUCCGAGAACGGAGAUACACAAGUCAUGUUGGAAGACGAAUCUGGUCGUUUACGGCUCACAGGAGCAAUGUUGAAGAACAGCUUGCUAGUCACUGGCGUUAUUGUCGCAGUUCUUGGAACGGAGAACGCCAAUGGGGACUUUGAGAUCCUGGACCUGCACAUUCCCGACCUGCCGCCGCAGCCAAAGAGGUGGGAAGGGGACCCAGUUGAAGAGAAAAUGGACGUUGAUCAGCCACGGAAGAAGAUCGCGAUUGCGAGCGGCCUAGACAUCUCAGGAACAGAUGCGGAUACGUUGAAUCUGUCCUUAUUGACUGAGUUCCUGCUCGGCGAAUCCUUGGAUGCGGAAGACAGACAAGAGGCCACCACAAUAUCCCGCUUGAUAAUCGCCGGGAACUCUGUUGCUUCGGACCUGAUUGCUCACCAGACGUCGAUUGAGGACGGCAAGAAACCUGGCAACCGAAAAUAUGGCUACGACUCUGCAUCUUAUAAUCCUACACCGACCGCUCACCUCGAUCAAUUUCUCGCCGAACUGCUUCCCAGCAUACCCAUUACACUAUUACCAGGGGAACAAGAUCCAGCAAAUGUUAGCAUGCCUCAACAACCGAUCCACCCUGCCAUGUUCCCACAUUCACGCGCCUAUACCACCGCUAAUGUUAGCGACCCUGAAGAAGAAGAGCCUGGAUGGCUAGACAACGUCACAAAUCCCUGGGAUGGCGACAUUGAAGGGUGGCGGUUCAUGGGAAACAGUGGUCAACCAGUCGACGAUAUCCUCAAGUAUGUGGAUUAUGGCGGUCCUGAGGGAAAAGGUGCCGAUGGACGGCUCGAAGUCAUCGCCAGCAUGUUGAGAUGGAGAUGCGGUGCGCCUACAGCACCAGACACGUUAUGGUGCUACCCUUUCCAAGACCGGGAUCAGUUCGUGAUGGAACAAUGCCCGCACGUUUUCUUUGUCGGCAAUCAGCCCAGAUUCGACACGACCGUUGUUGACGGACCUGGCGACCAACAAGUGCGAUUGAUCACGAUUCCAAGGUUCCAUGAGACCGGAGAGCUAGUCUUAGUCGACGCCGAGACUCUGGAAGUUGAGUUGGUCAAGUUUGACAUUCAUGAUCCUUCGACAGCUCUGAACGGAUCAUGA
This is a messenger RNA of Exophiala xenobiotica, 1524 nucleotides long. RefSeq lists its product as uncharacterized. The transcript has a single exon. Gene Ontology annotation, biological process: DNA replication; DNA strand elongation involved in DNA replication. NCBI's taxonomy places the organism in Eukaryota, Fungi, Ascomycota, Eurotiomycetes, Chaetothyriales, Herpotrichiellaceae. Gene Ontology annotation, molecular function: DNA binding. Gene Ontology annotation, cellular component: delta DNA polymerase complex. The coding region runs from base 1 to 1524 and encodes 507 amino acids. The record is from RefSeq and is a predicted model, not a curated record.